CGCGAUCGCACUUCGAUGUCAGAGGACGUACCUGAGAGCCAACCGUCGCCUGUGCCGUCGACGACGUUCAUGACACCAUUCGACUUGACGCGAGAAGAGGAAGCGGACCUGCACGACUCUGCGCGUUCCAAGGCCAGUGCGUUGCUUGCGGCGACUUCAAAUCCGCCAGGUCCCGAGUGGACUCGGACAAAGUCGCUGGGGCCAUCCAUCUUGGAAUCCACAUCGCCAACGCAAGCAAGCGUGCGGGCAACUGCAUUAAUUCGCGGCUCGCCGGAGCUGGUUCUGCAAGUUCUCGACAGCGCCGUCGUGUCUAGCUACCGCAACGCCAUGCGACUGGUGUAUCAGCACGCAUUUGCCGACACAGCGGUGCUGUACCAUCACCAAAUGAACAGUCACGAGUCACUGGCCGUUCAGUGGACAGCGUUUCGCUGCCACAAUCCUCUGCUCACGGACAUUGACAUGUGCUGUGUUGAGUACACCAACAUCCCGCUGUUUCCACCAACAUCACCCAAGCAAAGCCGUCGCAGCACCAACCAAGAAGACAGGGACCCUAAUGACGACGAGUGUCUUGGUCAAACGUGCAUCGGGUAUAAGCUGUGUGAAUCCAUUACUCGAAAACAAUGUCCAUCGCUGCAAGACUCGCAUUGCCUUGAGCGCGUAUCAAGUCCACUGUGGGGCUACGCGUUGUAUCCUUCGAAUAACGGCAUCCAGGUCGUGUUUACCAUGUCACUCUCCCACGACUCAUCUUCGCCGCGACGGCUUGCCAACCGCCGACUGCUUCUCUUUCUGGCCGCAGCGCUUCCCCGACUUCAGCAAGCCGUCGACGUGGUACAGCAUCAACAGCACCAGUAUCCCCCCCAUACCUCUACCAAUACCUACGACAACAAUGCGCUAGAAGCAUCAUCUUCGUCCAUUACGUGUGGACUGUGUGCACGCCUGUUUUCACAUCGUCGACGCCGCCAUCCGUGCCGAGCAUGCAGUCAAGAUGUCUGCCACAUAUGCAGCUCGUUCCAUGACGUGGCAGUUCCUGGGGUUGGUCUGGCUCGAGUUCGAGUUUGCACCAAGUGUCGACCCCUGCCCGUGGAAACCCCGGCGGCGCCUGCGAUACCACCGCCGCGACUCCGAGCCGUCCCCACCAAUCAAACAACACCAAUCUCCUCCACCCCCACCCCGACAUCGGCUCCAGCCCCCCCCCCUAUUGCCAUUCGUAGUCGAAUGCAGUUGGAUCUGGACAUGGUUCACACACCCGCACCUCGAGCGAGCCCUGGUAAGUGGGCGCCCCGGAGCCCCCUACUCCCCCCCCGGUCCGCCGGAAUGAGCAAGGCCGGCUUCCACGGAUUUUCAGUGCGCCAUCCCCCGACCAGCCCCGUUCCUUCCCCUGGGAAACCCCCCCACAGUACUGACAGCCCACAAAGAAAGCUGUCAGUUCCGACCACGACGACCCUUCUGGGCCUCCUUGAACAAGCCACGGCAGCCAUGCAGUGCAAGUUUGCAGGGCUAUCGAUGGUCAAGACCCCCUCCGAUCCCGUCCUCCAACACUUUUUGCACGUCCAAAACAGCGCCAAGAUGCUCGUUGUGCCGUCCCAGAUGGCUAUUUGCGCCCCUGUGUUGGCCUGCGACCAGUCACUAGUUGUGGGACAUACGCACUUGGAGUCAACCCCACAAGUGGACUGGCUCAAGCUCCCCAUCGUCAUGGGUCCUCAAAAGGCGACCUUUUACGCGGGGGUGCCACUGAGAAGCUCCACAGGGCAAUCGCUUGGGGCACUCUGUGUGUUCGACUCCACUGCAAGGGACGUCGACGCAAUCCCCCCUGAAGCCCUCAAAACGCUGGACGUUGUGGCCGACACCAUCGUGGCGCUAGUGGAAGGCAAGCAGCGUGUCGGACUUGAUCGACGACGGAGCCGCGUGAGUGACGACUGCGAAGGGCGGGAAGAAGGGCAGCAUGAAAGCCCUGCGUCGUCGCCGGCCCGGAAGCCAUCCCUUCAACAACGAGGCGGAUAUUUGUCCCCUUCAAUGCCACUCACAAACCAAGAUGCAGUUAGUGUCUAGUGUCGUUGGGAUGGGAUCUACCAAGACAUAUAUUUGUACACAUCCAUGUGAUCAUAAGGUCAACUCUCAAUUCGCUG
This is a messenger RNA of Aphanomyces astaci, 2126 nucleotides long. RefSeq lists its product as hypothetical. The coding region runs from base 16 to 2049 and encodes 677 amino acids. The record is from RefSeq and is a predicted model, not a curated record. Lineage: Eukaryota; Oomycota; Saprolegniomycetes; Saprolegniales; Verrucalvaceae. Gene Ontology annotation, molecular function: metal ion binding. The transcript has a single exon.